CUGUGCUCCGUGAUUUCAGUUCAGUUGGAACGUUUAUGUUGUCGAAGGAACACCAUGGAGUCGCAAUUUCGUUUCACUCAUCCGCUCUACAAGAUCCUUGGAAUGCUUUACUUGUUGAUCAUUGUGGGUUAUCUAUUACUUCGGUCUAAUAAUCUUUCGUAUUCGGAUGUUAAACUUGUUUCAAAAACAACGCGAUCGCGAGUUUCACUCAAGCCGGAACUACAGAAGUACUUUGUGAAAACCUCAAAAUGUCAAAUCCCCUUCGUGGAUCCUUUUAACGAUGAAGUGAUGAAAAUCUAUAAACCACAAACCUUAGUCAGGUGUUCAAAUGAGAGCGAUCUCAUUUGGACUGAAUAUAACAAAAACAUAAAGCGUCAUGUUUUGCACAUUGACGAUGAAGUAGCGUUUAAGUUACUCAAUAAUACCGAAUCGGAAUAUAAUUGCUUUUACCAGGAAAUCAAAUAUGGGAAUAGUGCGGAUACUUAUGAUAAUCUCGGGUUAAAGAAGUACUUUACCAACGGUUAUGUGGUGCCGCUGCAUGUGGAGGGAUUGAUCGUUGAGUGCCAGACGGCUGAGGAUCCGAAAGUGGUCCUCCAGAAGGACGCCUUCAUGUUUAUACAAUAUCGGCCGCUGCCCAAGGAUCUCAACCAACCUCGGUCUGCCCGAAAGCCGAGUGUCAUAAUGUACGGUAUCGAUUCGCUUUCUCGGAUUAAUUUACGCCGCACUAUGCCAAAGGUUUUCAAUUUUCUCCAGGGUCCCGGUUGGUACGAGAUGCAGGGAUAUAAUAAGGUUGCGGACAAUUCCUUUCCCAAUAUCCUCGCCAUUCUCAGUGGGUAUUCUAUUAGUGCGGCCAGGGAACAGGUGUGUGAUACUGACGUGAAGGGUUGUUUAGAUGAUAUGCCCAUGAUAUGGAAGUACUUUAAGAAUGCCAGCUAUUUGACAGGCUAUGCAGAGGACGAGAGUGAUUCGAAUCAUUUUAACUAUAUGAGACCCGGCUUCACCAGAAAACCCAUGGACUACUACUUCCGCCCAAUGUUGCGAGCACUUGAAAGCGAGAUGGAUGUGUAUCGAUUGCCGGAACAUGACUAUAUGCGAUAUUGUCUGGGACGUCGAAUUGCAAAUCGUUAUAUUUACAACUACGGUCGCCAGUUUGCACAGCGUUUUGUCCACGAGCGUCCAAUUUGGGGAAUGUUUUGGUCAAAUCAUUUUAGUCAUGAUGAUACUUUCAUGCCGUCGUCCAUGCAGGAGAAGGUUCUUGGAGACUUGCUCGAUUUCCAUGAGGAUGGGGAUUUUGAGGAAAUGAUUAUGAUAUUCUUUGCCGAUCAUGGCACCCGCUUUGGUGAGUUGACUACGUUGAAGGAAGGAUUCUUGGAGGAACGGCUGCCCAUGAUGUUUAUAUACCUGCCUCCCUGGUUCCGUGAGACAUAUCCUUCCUAUGCUCAAGCACUGGAACUUAAUCAGCACCGGUUAAGUUCCAAUUAUGAUCUCCACAAUACACUGAAGCACAUCGUCGAGAUUGGGGGUAUUCCAGAUGGGCCAGAGCUACCCAAGUCCUUCGACUGUCCCACAUGCCAGUCGCUGUUCUAUCCUCUGCCCGAGGAUCGCACCUGUUCUCAAGCAGGCAUCGUCGACCACUGGUGCACCUGCGAACCAUACCUGCUUCUCAAAGAUCAAGAGUGGACAGAACCCAUUGCCCAUAGUGUGAUCGAUCGGAUGAACGAGUAUUUUGUCCAAAAAAAUCUAAGCAAACUAUGCAGCAAUCUAACCCUAAACUACAUCCAUAAGACUGAGAUUAAGACGGGUCUGGAUGUCAAUUGGUAUGACGAAAUAAAAGAGGUGGAGACCUCUGUAUAUCGUAUCAAGUUCAAAGUGGAGCAGAAUAGCGCUGAUUUCCAGGCCACCGUUGUCUAUAAUAAUUCCACACAAAAAGCUGAGGUCGAUGUGGAGAAAAUCAGUAGAACGAACUCGUACAAGGAGGACUCCACCUGCAUCGACGACAAACUGGCCAAACUUUAUUGCAUUUGUUUCAGUGACCUCAAGUCAUAAAUAUCUCAACAUAGAAAUUUCUGUUUAAGUUAUCAUUAAGUGUAGACCAACAUAGUUUUAGGGUGAAAUGAACUCAGCUAAUUUGUCGUCAAGUAGAAUAUACACUAAUAUAUACCCUCAAUUGAUAGGUAUAAUGUAAGAACUUAGUAAUGUUCUUGUAUGUAAUAAUGGCAAGGCAGAAAUCAAUCUGUUUAUGUUAUUAAGGUAAUGAAAUAAGGAUUUUGUAGGAAAAUAUAUAUUAAAAAUCCA
Molecule: messenger RNA, 2295 nt
Organism: Drosophila eugracilis
Lineage: Eukaryota; Metazoa; Arthropoda; Insecta; Diptera; Drosophilidae
Exons: 3
Coding region: 55-2046 (663 amino acids)
Source: RefSeq, a predicted model, not a curated record